AAACGUUCUGAAUUAUUCUCUGAGGUACUAAACGAUCGAGUUACCUGUGCUUCGAUAGAAAAUGAAGGUUUCGUGGUGCUUGCCGCAAGGAUUGUUCGCUUCGUCUUGAAAUAAAAGCCACGAAAAUUAACCGGGCGCGUUUUUAUUUCCUUUGGUUUGUGGCCCCCACAUUACUGAGCGUCAGACUCAUACAACUGUCAGUGAUGAUGUACUUGGCUGUGCUGGCUGUGGUGUUGCUAUUGGGGCACAGCGACGGCGAGGAGUCGCGUCUGUCCGUUUGUCCCGCCGUGUGCGACUGCAAGGGCCUGACCGUGGAUUGCGCUAACCGACAGCUGAAAACGGUGCCCCGGCCGUUGCCUCGGGAAGCUAAGAGAAUAAACUUGGAAGGAAAUAAUAUAACUGUGAUUCGAGCUGAUGAUUUCGAAGGUCUGAAUCAGGUGCAAAUAAUGCAGCUCAUGGAGAACCAGAUCCAUCUGAUAGAGAAAGGAGCUUUUCAAGACCUCGUCUCAAUGGAGAGGCUGAGGCUAAACAACAACAAACUACGAAGUUUGCCAGAUCUUCUGUUCUCGACGAUGCCAAAUCUUUUGAGACUGGAUCUGAGUAAUAAUCGUUUGAUAAUGAUUGGCAAAAAGACCUUAAGAGGAGCUCCUCUUUUGAAGAAUUUACAGAUGGAUAAUAAUGAAAUUACCUGCGUGGAUGACAGUUCCAUUCGAAUGUUGAAAGAUAUGGAAAUAUUAACAUUCAACAAGAACAAUAUAACAACACUAGGUAAAGAUUUAUUCGAUGGAAUGAAAAAGUUACGGACGUUGAGGAUAUCCGACAACCCGUUUACGUGCGAUUGUCACGUUUCUUGGCUGGCGAGCUGGCUGCGACGUAAUCCUCGUUUGGGGCUCUUUUCCAAGUGCAAUCUUCCCCUUUACUUGAAGAACAAAGCCAUUGCCGAGCUUCACGAAUUCGAUUUCAGGUGCACGGGUGCCGAGGAGGAUCCUCCCGCUGGCUGUUCUCGCGAGCCAAUGUGUCCACAUCCCUGUUCUUGCUAUGAUGGUGUCGUAGACUGCAGAGACAAAGGACUCAGCAGGAUUCCGGACCACAUACCAGAAACAGCAACGGAGUUGCGCUUGGAACAGAAUCAGAUUCGGGAGAUCCCUUCGAAAGCUUUUGCAUCCUUCAAAAGGCUUAAGAGAAUUGACUUCAGUAAUAACGAAAUAUCCAAAAUAGCUGGAGAUGCUUUCAGUGGCCUGAAGACAUUGACAUCUCUGGUUUUAUAUGGCAAUAAAAUUACUGAUAUAACCAGUGGAACAUUCAAAGGACUUUCUUCGCUUCAGCUUCUAUUACUGAACGCCAACAAAAUAUCCUGCCUCAGGAAAGAUACUUUUACUGAUCUUCACAACCUUAACUUGCUAUCUCUAUAUGACAAUAAUAUUCAGUCUUUGGCCAACGGAACUUUCAACUCUUUGCACAAUAUACAGACGCUACACUUGGCUCGAAAUCCAUUCAUCUGUGACUGCAACCUGCGAUGGCUGGCGGAGUACUUGCACACCAAUCCCAUAGAGACGAGCGGUGCCCGGUGCGAGACGCCCCGUCGCAUGCACAGGCGCAGGAUCAGCCAAAUGCGAGAGACUAAGUACAAAUGUAAAGGUACUGAAGCGUAUCGAACAAGAACUGCCGGUGAGUGCGCUGCCAUCCAUGACUGCCCCGACCCAUGUGUUUGUGAUGGGACUAUCAUCGAUUGUUCCGGGAAAAGGCUCCGCGACAUUCCAGAAAAUAUACCCUCCUACACCACUGAACUACGUCUAAACAACAACAUUAUAUCAAAAUUGAAAAAUAAUGGGCUCUUUAAGAAACUAAUAAAUUUGAAUAAAGUGGAUUUCAGCAACAACGAAAUAUCGGAAAUCGAAGAUGGUGCUUUUUAUGGAGCCAACCAACUUACUGAUUUAUUACUGACUGAAAACAAACUAAAAGAAGUAAGGGCGAAGAUGUUUUCUGGUUUACCGAAUUUGAAAACAUUGAUGUUGCGGACCAAUCUACUGACUUGCAUCUCCAACGCCACGUUCUCCGGUUUCGAGUCGCUGCAAUUAUUAUCAUUAUAUGACAAUCGAAUUACGCAUGUGAUGAAUGGAGCUUUUGACAAGAUGCCAGAAUUAACAACCCUGAACCUCCUCGCCAAUCCUCUAAAAUGCUCUUGCCAUCUGAGAUGGCUCAGCGAGUGGCUGAAAAAAUCGAAUAUUGUAACUGGAAAUCCUCGCUGUCAGGCGCCGAUGUCCCUCAAAGAUAUUCCCAUUCAAGACGUCUCAAAGAAGGAUUUCGUAUGCGACGAUGACAUUGACGGAGAGGAAGGCACUUGUGGCCUGGCUCCAUCGUGCCCUCUGGGUUGCACGUGCACUGGAACUGUGGUUCACUGUAGUCGACGGAAACUGAAAGCCUCUCCUAGAAAUAUUCCACCGAUGACUACUGAAUUGUAUCUUGAUGUCAAUGAUAUUUCUAGAAUGCCGGAAGACUUGAAUAUUUUCAAAGACCUAGAGCGCUUGGAUUUAAGCAAUAAUCAAAUUACAGUUCUACCUAACAAUAUUGUUGCAAACCUCAGCAAGCUUUCUACACUCAUUUUAAGCUAUAACAAGCUGCAAUGCAUUCAAGUUGACAGCUUACUGGGACUAAAAUCUCUUCGCAUUUUGUCUUUGCAGGGCAAUGACAUAUCUAUGAUACCUGAUGGAGCUUUUCGAGAAUUGGUGUCUAUAACGCACAUUGCAUUAGGAGCCAAUCCAUUGUACUGCGAUUGUAAUCUAAGAUGGUUGUCUGAGUGGAUCAAACAGGAUUAUAUAGAACCAGGUAUCGCCAGAUGCGCUGAGCCACGAUCAAUGAAAGAUAAAUUGGUGCUGACUGCUGCUUCAAAUGGAUUCGUUUGCACAGGCAAACCCGAAGCAGAAGUUUUAGCAAAAUGUGACGCAUGCUACACCUACCCUUGUCAGAAUGGAGCAACGUGCAGACCAAAGCCUUUACGUGACUAUGAAUGCAUUUGUGCUCCUGGAUAUCAUGGAGCAAAUUGUGAAUAUGUCAUUGAUGCCUGCUAUGGAAAUCCAUGCGCGAAUGGAGGCACCUGUAAAGUUCUUGAAGCAGGUCGUUUCAGCUGUCAUUGUCCUUCAGGGUAUGAAGGCGAUCGCUGUGAAACCAACAUUGAUGACUGCAUUGAUAACAAAUGCGAAAAUAAUGCUACUUGUGUGGACCUCAUUGAAGAAUACACUUGCAGAUGCAACUCUGGUUAUACAGGAAACUAUUGUGAGAAGAAAAUUAAUUUCUGUUCGAAAGAGUUUAACCCAUGCAAAAAUGGAGCUACAUGCAUUGACGAGAAUUUUUCAUAUAGCUGUGCAUGCUCUUUGGGUUUCACUGGUGACAACUGCACUGUGAAUAUUAAUGACUGUUUGGAUCAUCUUUGUCAAAAUGGCGGAACCUGCAUUGAUGGGGUCAACAGUUACAGAUGCCAAUGUCAAGAUGGCUUCUCUGGAGCAUUUUGCGAAUUAGAGAACAUGGUAGACUUGCUUUACCCUCAAACAAGUCCUUGCCAGCAACACGACUGCAAGCACGGUGUGUGUUUUAUGCCCAGCAAUGCAAAAGAUUACAUCUGCAAAUGUUCGCAAGGUUUCACCGGAAAAAGAUGUGAAUCCCUGACAAGCAUCAGUUUCCAUGAGGGUUCUUAUGUGGAACUUGAUCCUUUGCAUACGAAACCCGAUGUGAAGAUUUCGAUUACGUUUGCAACAGAGCAAGCAUAUGGGGUUAUUCUGUACAAUGGAGAAUCCCAACAUUUGGCAGUUGAGUUAUUCAGAGGAAGAAUAAGAGUCAGCUACGAUGUAGGGAACUAUCCUGUGUCAACCAUGUUUAGCUAUGAGACUGUAUCUGAUGGAGUACCCCAUACAGUGGAGUUGUCUCUGAUAAAGAAGAACUUUACAAUGCGAGUUGAUAAUGGUACAUCCAGAACAAUAGUCAACGAAGGAGCCAAAGAAUAUUUGGAAGUAUCUGCACCUCUGUACAUCGGCGGAGUUUCGGAGGAAGCAGCUGUUGAGGCUCUGAGACAAUGGCACUUGAGAAAUGCAUCUAGUUUUGAUGGAUGCAUUAAAGAUGUUAGACUAAGUGGGAAAUUACUAGACUUCAUGAUUGCGAGGAAACAGCAGCGAGUGACGCCAGGAUGCGCUGAGCUUGAAGAUCCUAAACCAUGCAAAGACAACUUGUGCAAGAAAGGCAAAUGCAUUCCUGUCGAUAAGAUCAGCUACGAGUGCCAGUGCCGGAAAGGAUGGAGUGGUGUUCAUUGUGAUAAAGCACCAACUUGUCAAAAAGAACAAUACAGAGAAUACCUGGAGGAAAAUGGUUGCCGUUCAAACAAGAUGAUCAAAAUGGCAAAUUGCAUUGGUUCCUGUCAAUGCUGCAGGCCCCAGAAGAAGAAACGUCGCAGCGUGCGCAUGCUCUGCCCCAAUGGAACAAAAUACACAACACAAAUUGAUGUCAUAAGAAAAUGUAAAUGUGUUCAGAAAUGUUAACAUUCUAUUCUUGUUUCAUCGCAAUUGUCGUCUGAAUGUGAUUCAUGUGCGACUCUUGAAAAUAAUUCAAAAAUGACUGUCAUGGAAUCAAAGCAAAAUUUAAAUAUUAUUUUAUGUUUUUCUGGAUUCGUCUGGAGGCAGGUGAGCAUUGGAACCAAUUCGAAUUCCUUCUGCGAGAGCUGGUGUAAAUGUUAUGAUUUGUUGACAAUUGAUACAGAGGAUAAAGGACAAGACUGCAUUGAUGGCAUUUAUUUUAGUCUGAAAUAGAUCUUCUUGACCCCUUCCUGAAUUAUUUUCAAUAAUCAAUCAGCUUCAAAGCACAAGGACAGUGAAGUACAACCAAGCUGCACAAAAGGGGCACACAAACAAAAAUCAACUUCAUGUUUUGUUUCUGAUUUGUCUUAAAUUUUAUGAAACAGACUACUUACUAGUUAAUCGAGUAGAACUUGUUUUUAAGCUUGCAUAUUUGUAUAAAAUCAUACUUUUUGUAUAAUUUCUCAUUCUUAAUAUUAAGAUGUAUUUGUAUUAUAAGGUAUUGUUUUUCAUCAGAAUAUUUAAAAUUUUUGGUUGACUUUUAGUUUUUUGUAUUUUGUUUUGUAAUCAAGAACGGAUUUAAGCAAGAGGUUGACAAAUAAUGCAUUGUAAAUAGUAUAAAAAUUAAACAGGAUGUUACAUAUUUUACACAAAUGCUUUAAGUGGAUCGAAAAAAUUUAUUUCUCAUUUAUGUUUGAUUCAUCCUUUGUGAUUGGUUUUUUCUUUAUGUAAAACAUACACUUUUAUCCGAGAAAAAAAAUCAAGUUAUUUUCUAUUGUAUGAUAUUUUCUUACAUUUUAUUGUAGCUCAUUUAAUUGCAAUAAAAAAUUAAGCUACUGUAACCUCACAGAACAAACAAACAUGUAUUCAUAUUUAAAUCGCAAAAAUAUUCAAAUGUUUUAUAAAAAUACAUUUUCAAGAAUAUAAGUUCGAAAUGAUUCACCAUUCAAAAACAAUACAUAAAAUUUUAAAAUCAAAGAAAAAUAAUUGCUCAAAUAGAAUUCUAAGAAACUUUAAACACUUGAUUCUAUGUUAAUGAAAGUGUUUAAGACAAAAUCAAAGCUGUGUUCAAAUUUCCAACAUUUGUAAAAAGAAUCAUCAAUUUCUUAAAGAUCUCUUAAAAUUAAAAAUAAUAAAUGAACAAAACGAACUAGUUAUUUAAUUUGUCACUAGAACAUGUUAUUUUCUAAUGCAUAAUGAUGAACAGUCAAAACGGCUAAAUAAAGGGUUUUUUAGCAUGUUUUUUUUUUAAAUUAUUUUUAUUUUUUAGUGUAGUUACAUUAUUAGAAGUUACCGUAUGUGGUUACAGUACUGUUUAACCCCUUAACAAUAUUGUUGAAUAUCUAAGGCCACUGUAUGACAAAUAACUGAAUGAUUAACUAGGGUUUGUCAAUGCUAGUUUUGAAGAUUUUAUUUCAUUAAGAGUUUUAGACGCAUUAUUAAUCAAAAUGAAUUUAUUUGUCCAUUUUUAGAAUUAACAACUAAAAAGCCAAUGCCCAGUUGUGCAGCACAUGACUUUUUAUAACUUGUAUUUGUACAUUUUACUACGAUGGCACAAUGUUUCAAGAAAUCGUUGUUUUAGAACAAUAUGGAUAACCGGUGAGAGAAACACCAAAAGCACACUAAGUUGUGCAAACACUUGGCUUCAAAAUGCUGUUUUGAUUAGGCUUAGUUGUUAUGCCAUUUAUUUUGUAUGUUGUAUUUUGUGACUUAAUAUCUCAAUUUUAAAAAAAAAUUGUGUAGGUAUAUACGUUUUGUACAUUUUUCUCUCGAGAAAACUUUGUUGAGCUAGUGUUAUUCACUUAAUGAAAUGCUAUGUACAUACAGGGUACAUUUUGUUACAUUUUGUUUCAUAAUCAUAGUUGAUCGUAUCAUCAUUUUAUAUGAGACCAACAUAUUGAUCAAUAGCGCAAAAAAGAGAAACUUCAAUAAUCUAAUUGCAAUGAAGCAAUUUGUGAGUUAAUAAGUAAAACAUUAUAAACUGUUUCCAGUCUAUAAAGUUAUUUUAAUGAUACACAUACAGUAAGAAUAAUGCGAUUAUUUCGCAUUUGCUGAACUUGAUAAAAUCAAACAUGAUCACAAAUUUUAGAAAUUGGCCUAUAUAGAAUAAUUUCAAUUAAAAUUUUCCCCAAAACUUUUUUUGAAUAAUCUAAAUACUAAAGUACUGUGAAAUAAUUAUAAUUUUAAAGAGGUAUAAAAACAUUUUUUUAUCAAAGUGGUACAAAAAAAUGUUACUUUAUUUUUGUAUAAGAAAAAAUCUCACCAAAAUGAUGAACAUUUCAUGAUGGAAAAAAAUCAAACUGCAAUCAAUUAAACCAAAUCAAAAUUUUAGAAUUAAUAAAGCAUCUAAUUUUAGUAACAGUUAAUGUGUGUUUCAUACAACAGCCGUUAAUAGUAAAUCUAAUUGAAAGAUAAAGCAAAAUUAGAAGUCGCCAGCGACCGCUUUUAUUUAAAAAAAAAAAAAAGGCUAUUAAAAAUCGUAGCCACCUAAAACCUCAAAACUUUAACGACAAUGCAAUGUCCCAUGCGACUAAAAAUUUUUUGAACAAAAACAUGAGGGUUUCCGCUCUCAGAAGCGAAUUACUCUACCCCUCUUUCCAUUGAUGAAACUAUCCUUGGACAAGGCAACAGCUUAAUGUUAUUGGCAUUCUUUAUAAAUGUUAAUUUAAACAGAAAAAAAAUUAAUUUAUAUAUUGUUUAGUAUUUACAACUUUAAAAAAAAAGUGGCGACUAUCUCAAAAACGUGACUAUGGAUAAAAUUGCUUCGACUAGCCACUGGCUGUUUAAAAUACUACUAGCUAUUAAAAAUAAUUCUCAAUACUGUUUUAAUUUCCUAAAAUAUUUAGAAUCAAAUUUAGGCCACAAAGAUAAGUUAAAUAUGUUUAGUAAACAGAAAAAUCUCACCACAUUAAUAGUUGAUACUUAUUUUACAACUUUUUUUUUUUUUGGCUCACUUAACUUUUGCAAUUCUAAUUCUGUAUUGAGAUACAUUGUUUUUCUAAUUUUGCAACCAAAUAUUUACUACAUACACAUUAUAAGAAGAUUUAUUAGCUCAUUUUAUUUCAAUUAAGAGCUAUACUCUUAUUUCAAAUUUUCAACAGACACAAAACAUUUAUAUGGACCAAUUUCUUGUCUUAAAAUUCCUAUUUCGUUAAUGAUGUCUUGGAUUAAUUUUGUCUUUAGCUUUUGCGUAAAGUGCCUCAUUUAAUACUGAUUCUGAUGUACAUUGUAUUUCACAGUAUUGGGCAUUUUUAAAUAAUGUAGCGAAAUUAAAAACUCAGCACCAUUGUUACUGGCCGAUAGGUCAAUCACUUGUGUACUCAAAACACAACUUGCUUACUGCUCUUUGUGUACAUUUAAUGACCAUUUUGUUUUGACUAAUAUGUAUAUUUGUGCUGCACCUACAUUGUGUUAUGUUCCUUUAACAAUUAGGAGUGAUUCACUUGCUUCUUAGAAAUAAACUGGUCACA
This is a messenger RNA of Uloborus diversus, 8029 nucleotides long. It is a transcript of the gene sli, whose product is annotated as protein slit-like. Gene Ontology annotation, molecular function: Roundabout binding; calcium ion binding; heparin binding. The coding region runs from base 204 to 4526 and encodes 1440 amino acids. The record is from RefSeq and is a predicted model, not a curated record. The transcript has 34 exons. Gene Ontology annotation, biological process: axon guidance. Lineage: Eukaryota; Metazoa; Arthropoda; Arachnida; Araneae; Uloboridae.